UAAAAGGAGAGAUAUGCAAACUUCUUCGUCCCCAUGUCUGCAGUUGAAUAUUUCUUCGUAUAAACAUUCAUUCCCAUAUUUCCAACACUAAUUUUAAAUGGCAGUGAAGAGGAAGAUGAAAUGGCAGGACUAUUUCCCGGGCUGUUUCAAGCCCGAGGCCCCGGCCCGGGGCAAGAAGAAGCCCGUCGCCAAGCAAACUUCGUUUCCGAGGAUCUCGAUGUCGGAUUUCAGCAGCUCCACCAUAAUCUCCGAGGAUCUCUCCAUCUCCCUCGCGGGCUCCAAUCUGCAUAUCUUCACGCUGCAGGAGCUCAAGGUCAUCACGCAGAACUUCUCGUCCAGUAAUUUCCUCGGCGAAGGCGGCUUCGGCCCGGUCCACAAGGGCUUCAUCGAUGACAAGCUGCGGCCCGGCUUAAAGGCCCAGCCCGUCGCUGUUAAGCUCCUCGAUUUGGAUGGAUCACAGGGCCAUAGAGAAUGGCUGACAGAAGUGAUUUUUCUUGGUCAAUUAAGACAUGCUCAUUUGGUGAAGUUGAUCGGAUACUGUUGCGAGGAAGAACAUAGGCUUUUGGUGUAUGAGUACAUGCCAAGAGGCAGCCUCGAAAAUCAGCUUUUUAGAAGAUUUUCUGUUUCACUUCCAUGGCCAACAAGAAUGAAGAUUGCUCUUGGAGCAGCGAAAGGGCUCGCCUUCCUCCACGAAGCCGAAAAGCCCGUCAUAUACCGCGAUUUUAAGGCGUCCAACAUUCUGCUAGACUCAGACUACACACCGAAGCUCUCGGAUUUCGGACUAGCCAAAGACGGUCCGGAAGGAGACGACACGCACGUCUCGACGCGAGUGAUGGGCACGCAAGGCUACGCUGCACCGGAGUACAUCAUGACAGGUCAUCUGACAGCAGCGAGCGACGUGUACAGCUUCGGAGUAGUACUGCUGGAGCUGCUCACGGGCCGGAAAUCAGUGGAUAAGACCCGGCCCGCGAGGGAGCAGAACCUGGCCGAAUGGGCGCGGGCCUUGCUCAAGAGCCCGCGCAAGCUGAGCCGCGUGAUGGAUCCGAGGCUGGAAGGGCAGUACUCGGAGGCCGGGGCUCAGAAGGCGGCGGCUCUGGCGUACCAGUGCCUGAGCCACCGCCCUAAACUCCGGCCGACAAUGAGCGAAGUGAUCAAAGUCUUGGAGCCGUUGCAGGAUGCCGGCGACGCCCAAAUCGGCACGUUCGUGUUCGUGUCGACGGAUAGCGAUUCGCAGAGAGAAAUAUCGAGCAACGGAGAGAAGCAUAAGGAGAGCGGAUCGUAUCACCAAAAGCAUAAACUUCACGAAACCCAGAAACAGAGGGCCAAGUCCCCUAAAUCGCCGCUUACUUUCUCGGAGAUGAAUUCGCCGCUGCACCACCGCAUGAGGAGAGCGUAGCUGAAAUCACGAAUAAACAAACUGUAAAUGCAGGCUUUUUGUACAUAUAUAGUUUCACCAUUGCUGCUGGUUUGUGUACAAUUACACAUUUAAUCAGGCCAAAUGUAAUCAUCAUUAUCAUUUUGUUAUCACUUUUUUGUUUUUACUUUUUUUUUUUUAAAUUCAUUUAUUUGAAUUUUGUGAUUCUUUUUCUACCAUGAGAAGGAAUGAUUGGUUAUUUUGGGGA
Messenger RNA from Salvia miltiorrhiza (redroot sage), 1622 nucleotides. RefSeq names its product serine/threonine-protein kinase RIPK-like. Gene Ontology annotation, molecular function: ATP binding; protein kinase activity. The transcript has 4 exons. Gene Ontology annotation, biological process: protein phosphorylation. NCBI's taxonomy places the organism in Eukaryota, Viridiplantae, Streptophyta, Magnoliopsida, Lamiales, Lamiaceae. Bases 98 to 1396 code for a protein of 432 amino acids. The record is from RefSeq and is a predicted model, not a curated record.